AUGCUAGCGUACCUUUGCACCAUCUCGAAUCAGCGAGCAUACUUUUACCGCGUCCCGUGCGGUACGGUCACAGGUGCUCGGUGGCCUUACGCCAACAGGGCCCUUUGGAACUGGUCUCCGUGUCACAGCAAGCGCUUCUGGUGACCGCCUUCGGUACCAACUCGACAACUGGGAUCAUAGUCUCGAGUCGUAUGCCCGGAUUCCAAUACUGCGCUAUCGGCUCGUAUCGUCAAAGCACGCGCCUUUCCCGCGUCUGGAGGAUCAGGCGUACGCCCGAAUCAACACCUGGAGCCGAAACUGCUAAGUGCUCCUUAAUUCUGUGCAGAUUGGACGAGGCAUUGCACACGUCCGGCUGCUCCAUUUACACGUCGCCCCGCAACGGUUCGGCACAAGUUGCGUACAAUGCAAUCACAAGGAUGGCUUUUGCUCAGCUUUAUCUGGUCGUAACACAUUGCAAGCGGGUCACACGGCCAGCGCACAUUGACCACUGGGCGUCGCAAGAACGAGGCAAAGGAUUUGCCACCUUCCGACAAUGCGCCAGCGCGCGCAAAUCAUCCUCGAUUGCCCUGCUCGGCCCUUUCACUGACGCCUUUGUAACCUUGCAGCCCCCCACUCGACGAUGCGAUGGGUGCGAUUUCCUCGAUUUGCGACGCGGGAUCGCGAUCAGUAAUGCAGCGCCUUCGGCAUCAGCUCGGAUUGUGAGCUUUUCGGUUCAUCGAGUCGCAACAAUCGGCAGUUCGCAGUACAUCGUCAUUGGCGUCCUAAAGAUGAAUUUGGGUCAGAGACGAGAAGGUGCGAGCUCACGAGCGCAGACAGCGCGCCAUUUGCGCUGCCACAGACGCCGCCGUUAUUCUGUGCCUCAUUCUCAACAAGCGAGUGACACGGUGCAGCCGCGUGAGACCAUGAUCAGGACAACGUCCUACAUCCGUCCUGACUGGUAUCGCGUCAGAGCCCCUGCCACGUCUACAUCUUCUGCCUUCCAUCUCCGAGCACUCCGAGCUGAUCGCAGAAGUCUUCUGCCACGACGGGCCUUGCGACGCAAUAAAAAAGGAUCUUGGUCCUUUUUCGGUAUUGCGUGCUGUCGUCACCACUGAAGCAGGACUAAUAGCAAUACGACGCCGAAGUAACACUCUUUGCCAGCCACCACACUGUGUCCUUGCUGAACUCCUACCAAGGACUGCGAGAGUCGAGGAAGGGCAAAGGAGUUUAGUUACCUUUGGCCCGACAGGCUGAGGUACAAAGUGCCAACGGACAGUCUUUUACUCAUAUGGGAUGAGCUCACCUCGGUUGAGCAGACUUGUGGUUGCAAUGCCACAGGCUUUCUUCGUCAUAGCAUCCUUUGCGUGGCUCGAAGCCCAUGUCCUCGUGGCAUGAUUCAGGCACUCAAAUGCGCCAUUGCGUCCAGGUAUGAUCAAACGCGCCUGCGGUGAAGGCGAUCAGAACCUAGGCUGCGUGCUAUAUAGCGCCCCUGAAAUCGACGCCCCUCGCAAUGAUCCCACAACACCCUCAACAAGCUCCUCCUGCGCUUUCAUCUACUACACGAUUUGCGCACGCACAAGCUCAUUGCGUCUCUCCCACAUCCCUUGGCUUCGAUCUGCAUUCCUGAGCGGUGCCUCGUCGCAGUGUCCCACCAUCUUCUCGUCGCACAUUUGAGCCUCUUGCGGCAAGUCGACGGUCCACCAAGCAGUCCCACUUUGCAGUCUCGACCAACAU
This is a messenger RNA of Ceraceosorus bombacis, 1713 nucleotides long. Lineage: Eukaryota; Fungi; Basidiomycota; Exobasidiomycetes; Ceraceosorales; Ceraceosoraceae. The record is from the annotation of a GenBank genome assembly.